Molecule: messenger RNA, 1434 nt
Organism: Fusarium pseudograminearum CS3096
Lineage: Eukaryota; Fungi; Ascomycota; Sordariomycetes; Hypocreales; Nectriaceae
Exons: 4
Coding region: 1-1434 (477 amino acids)
Biological process (GO): ubiquitin-dependent protein catabolic process; protein deubiquitination
Cellular component (GO): cytoplasm
Molecular function (GO): cysteine-type deubiquitinase activity
Source: RefSeq, a predicted model, not a curated record
AUGGAGCAAGGGACACAAGCUGACGGCGGCAUCCAGACUGAUGAGAAUACGCCCAUCGCGCCUUCGCUGCGUCGUUCGAAUCGUCUAGCUUCUAAACCUCCACAGAAAACCAAGGCCAUAGUCGCUAUGAGCGAGCCGAGACGAAAUCCCAAGCGCAAGGCCUGUGAGCCAGCGAAUGAGGUAAAUCAGCAAAGCAACUCAGACGAACUCUUGAAUGAGGCUCUGGCCCCGCUAUCUCAAGAGGAUAUCGAGGAGUGGGAAGGUUGGAUAGAGCUUGAGUCAGAACCGGCUUUCUUCACCAUCAUACUUCGAGACCUUGGUGUUCAGAAUGUGAAGGCGCAGGAAAUAUUCACCAUUGACCAAGACUCUCUUUCACACCUUCCGCAGCCGGUAUACGGCUUGAUCUUCCUCUUUCAGUAUCUUCCUGGAAUGGAGGAAACGAAUGAAGAACAAGAUGCAAGCGAUGUGUGGUUUGCAAACCAGACUACGAACAAUGCAUGCGCUACUGUUGCUAUGCUCAAUAUUGUCAUGAAUGCUGAAGGGAUCGAGCUUGGUGACAAACUACAAGCGUUCAAAGAGUCGACAAAGGACCUCAGCACUGCCCUACGUGGACACCAAAUCAGCGAAAACAGAUUCAUCCGCACCAUACACAACUCUUUCACGCGUCGAAUGGAUCAUCUGAACGCUGACCUAUUUCUUGAAAACGAAUCAUCUGAGGCGAAGUCCAGUGCAAACAAGAGACGUUCAGCACCGAAAGGAGGUAAAAGAGCACCUCCGCGAAAGAAGAAAACAGACUCUGACUAUGGCUUUCAUUUUAUCGCCUAUGUGCCUGCAGGAGGCUAUGUGUGGGAGUUGGAUGGGCUUCAGUAUAAGCCUUGCAGGCUGGACCCAGUGCCUAGUUCAUCCAAAUGGACAUCGGUCGCAGCGCCUCAAAUUGAGGCCCGAAUGCUACAGUAUGAAGAAAGCCAGCUUUCGUUCAACCUUCUAGCACUCUGCCAAAGCCCCCUAGCAGCAUACUCACGAACCAUUGCCCGCGCCGCGGCAUCUCUACAAUUCGUAUGCACCAACACCAACCUCCCCGAGUUUGAAAUGCUUAUCCGUGGCGAGAAACUUCCUCUCGACGUUGACGAUGAGUCUCAGCUAUCCGAAUUCAACAUUACCAAAUCAGACGUUACCAAUGCACAAAUCCCCAACACCAUACAAUAUAAGCUCAAGCGCCCCGGCUUUGACACUCAGGCCGCUUAUGAGCUAUACCAAGAGCUUAUCAUAGACCUCAAGGCAGCCAUGGGCGAGUUCCACGCCGAGAUGACGGCCAUAUCGGACGAUGAGCAACGAGUCAAGGGGCGUAAGAAAGACUACGGACCUGCACUGCACAAGUGGAUGACGAAACUUGCUCAAAAGGGGGUUUUGGAAGAAGUUAUAAAAGCAACCUAA